Molecule: messenger RNA, 1127 nt
Organism: Tigriopus californicus
Lineage: Eukaryota; Metazoa; Arthropoda; Copepoda; Harpacticoida; Harpacticidae
Product: selenoprotein F-like
Exons: 5
Cellular component (GO): endoplasmic reticulum lumen
Molecular function (GO): oxidoreductase activity
Source: RefSeq, a predicted model, not a curated record
ACAUCCCAUUCACGACACUUUAUGCGCCCUACAAUCUCAAAAUGGCUCAGGUUUUGGUGAUAAUGUAUGGUCUUGUUUUCAAUAGACGGACCGAUCGUUUUUAGAUUGAUUUUGCCUUCAAUUCAUGGUCAAGCUCAAGUCAACCGGUGGACGACGUCUGCAGCUUGUGUUGCAUCAAUCAAGUGAACUAACCACCUACCUUUCAUUAGCCCCUACCUAGGUACCUACCACCUCCAUCACUGACUGACAUAGGAAAUAAUAGGCUAGUAGUGCUAGCUAGACCAAAGCCGAUAUCCAGCCAUAUCCAGUCAAAUCGCCGCUGAGCGACGCUUGAUUCGUCCGAAUCCCGUAUGGUCGAAGCCACUAUGUGCUAAGGGUAUUUUCAGUGUUCACUCCCCCGCCCAAUUGACUAUCAUGAACCCCAUCGGGCGGUAUGUCAUGCUGGCCUUCUUGGGAAGUUAUGGCGGAGUUGGAGUGCAGAGCGACUCCGAGACUGACGUGGACACGCCCACCCAAUGCGCCAGUUGGGGAUUCGACCCGAGCGAACUACUCUGUUCCACGUGUGAUGACAUGUCACGCUUUCAAUUGGGCUCCCACCUGAUCCAGGAAUGCCAACAGUGCUGCCACAGCGACGGACGCAAGCUCGAGUCCGUCAAGUACCCCAAGGCCAUUCUUGAGGUUUGUGGAUGACGACUGGGGGCGUAUCCGCAAGUGCAAGCAUUCAUCAAGAGUGAGCGCACGAGCAGAUACCCUGGUCUGACCAUCAAGUAUGUCCGUGGAGCGGAUCCUACCAUCAAGCUCUUGGAUGAAGAAGAGGAUGUAGUUGAGACUUUGGCCAUUGAUAAAUGGAACACGGAUUCCGUGGAAGAAUUCCUUGACCUCUACCUAGACACCGCUGCCCUCACCUUGGAAGAUGAUAAGGCCACGCCUUAGAGGCGUUGCAUUUUACCGUCACACUUUCAACAAAACUUGACAAUUAACUUGCAUGGAUGACUCACUCGCUCCAGGAUGCCCCUUUGAUGAUGACGAAUAAUGAAACACCCUCUCAGGUGCCUUGUUCGUUUGAUGAUACAUUGAAUGAGAGGGUUUGAAGUCAAGUUAAUAAAAAAAAUAAUUCCUUCGUCGAA